AUGGUUCAACUGAACGAUCCAGAUGCUACUAUGAACGUUUUCAAGAGGGCCGCAGAUUUUCCCAGACCAUGUUGGGUCAACGAUGUCCUUGGUGUAUUCGGUCCGAAUAUAUCUUGUGCCGAGGAUGACAUGCUCUGUUAUUGGUCCUCCAAGACUUAUGUCAAAUCCGGCGCUGAGGACAUGCGCACACUCACACUCAACGUGCUUGCCCGUGCUGGGUUCGGCAAGUCGUUCAGAUUUCGGGGCCACGAGGAGGAGAAACCAGUCGAUGAGAUCCGAUCUAUGAGCUAUAGAGUAUCCUUAGGUCUCAUCCUAGAGAAUCUCAUCGUUAUCUUGGCUCUCGGUCCCAAAACGUUGGCAAUUUCUUGCUCGGUAUUGGCUACCUUCCAAGCUGAAGAUCGUAAACGAGGCGCUCGUUUCAUUCCAGACGCAUAUGACCACCAUGUACGAGGAACAGAAGCGGGGCCUGACUCGCUGGAGUGGCGUCCCUCCCGUUGGAUCCGGCCUGGAGCUAAGAAGCCAGGCGACGAGGAAAUCGACAUUAACCGACGCGGUGUCUUCUUGGCAUGGUCCGAGGGCACGCGCGAUUGUCCCGGCAAAAAGUUCUCCCAGGUUGAGUUCGUGGCUCUCAUGGUGGGUCUAUUCAGGCAGUGGCGAGUAGACCCGGUCAAGAAAUACUCGGGCGAGAGCAUCGAGACCGCGCGUAGGCGAGUCUUAGACCUUAUUAGGGAAGACAGUGGUUAG
Messenger RNA from Daldinia decipiens, 744 nucleotides. RefSeq lists its product as uncharacterized. Lineage: Eukaryota; Fungi; Ascomycota; Sordariomycetes; Xylariales; Hypoxylaceae. Gene Ontology annotation, molecular function: monooxygenase activity; iron ion binding; oxidoreductase activity, acting on paired donors, with incorporation or reduction of molecular oxygen. The coding region runs from base 1 to 744 and encodes 247 amino acids. The record is from RefSeq and is a predicted model, not a curated record. The transcript has 3 exons.